AUGUCAAUUAAAAACUUCUUUAGCGCAGCAAGAGUAUACGCAGUUGUCGGUGCCACCCCAAAUGAAACAAAAUUUGGAUAUAAAGUAUUCAAUUGGUAUUUAGCUCGUGAAUUACCAGUUAUUCCAGUUCAUCCAUCAGCAACUCAUAUUCUUCAUGUUCCAACAUCACAAGAUAUUGCAUUAGCUAUUAAAAGAGCCAAUGAAGAAUAUCCAAAUAAUGAUGGGAUUAGUAUUUCAUUUAUAACACCUCCAAAAGUAUCAGAAAGUGUAUUGAAUGAAAUUGAAACAAAACAAUUAAAAGAUCAAAUUAAAGGGGUUUGGUUUCAACCUGGUGCUUAUAAUGAAGAAGUCUUGGGUGUUGCUAGACAUUUAGGAAUUGAUCCUAUUGUGGAAAAUGGAGAUUGUAUUUUGGUUAGUGGUGAUUCUUAUUCUGUUAAAUCAAGUCUAUAA
Molecule: messenger RNA, 450 nt
Organism: Hansenula ciferrii
Lineage: Eukaryota; Fungi; Ascomycota; Saccharomycetes; Phaffomycetales; Wickerhamomycetaceae
Product: CoA-binding protein
Exons: 1
Coding region: 1-450 (149 amino acids)
Source: RefSeq, a predicted model, not a curated record